Molecule: messenger RNA, 2601 nt
Organism: Phycomyces blakesleeanus NRRL 1555(-)
Lineage: Eukaryota; Fungi; Mucoromycota; Mucoromycetes; Mucorales; Phycomycetaceae
Product: fungal-specific transcription factor
Exons: 3
Coding region: 1-2601 (866 amino acids)
Biological process (GO): DNA-templated transcription
Molecular function (GO): zinc ion binding; DNA binding
Source: RefSeq, a predicted model, not a curated record
AUGGCAAAAAAACGCUACUACGAAAUAAAGACAAUAGUACUAAUAGGCGAUAUUUUUCACUGUUUUAUGUUUCUGCUCGACUCAGUUUCGGCCAAGUAUCAUGACGAACCUUCAAGAGACCAACCAAGUUCGAGCCUAGAACCCCAAAAAGUCUUGACUGCAACUGAAGCAAGAGCUGCCGCAAAGGAACAGAAAAUGCAGCAGGAUGAGCUCGAAGCCUUACAGAUAACCUUUUAUGAAAUCGAGUCCUGGAUUGAAAAAACAACACCUGUUCUAGGACGUAUGACUCGCGAACUAGAUAAAGCUUCAGAACAAUUUGACCGGCGACGUCUCAACGCAGCAAAUACGGCCAGAACAGCCAACACAGCCAACACAGCCAACACAGCCAACACAACCAGUACCCAACAGAAUGCGACCGAGACUCUCUUUCCUGCUCUUCCGAUCUCUUUGGCUGACACUCUAACAAACGCUCACAUAAAUGACCAGCCCUUGAUGCCCUGGAUCCUCUCUUUCCAGCCGGGGAAUUCACUUCGUCUGGACACAAACAUCACUUCUGUAGACCAGUUAGUUGACGCCGUUCAAAAGAUUGCCCUACUUACCGGGACUCCCCCUUCCAAUUUUUCAUCGGCGAACGGGACCGGAGAAGACGCCGAAAUGUUGAGCGCUAAUAACAAUAGCAAUAUUACUAACGCACCUCUCCAGAUCGAACUUGCGACCGAAUUCUGGGCAGCUGCUCUCUCUCGUCACCCAAACUCUUGCCUAGAGAAAUACGAGGAUCGCGACAUUAAUAUCGACGCCUUCACCCAAAAUGUGCCUUCUUCAAUAGUAGAUUACAUGUGUCGCGUCUAUUGGGAGUGUCUUCACCCCAAAUUUGCAGAUGACAUGGCCUCGUUUUAUUAUCGCUCAACCGACCCCAGACGUAAUCAAGUUUGCAUCGACUCUCAGAUGGCCAUGGUGCUUAUACACGUUGUUCGACACGACAAGGAUGUCUGUAAAGAUGCCUACGAAGUUGCUUACUUUUACUAUGAGCGUGCACGCCAGGCGAUCGUGGAUUCUUUUGAUACACCGGACACAUCGACUCUUGAGACCCUAAUGAAUCUGGCCAUGUUUUGCGUAUUGUGCAAACGCCAGUCUCAAGCCCGGAUUUAUAUCAGUUUAGCCUACCGAAUGCUGUUCGACAUGGAGAUUCACCCCACCUCUGGCCGUCUUCCCACCGAUCCAAGGCUUCGACGAACUCACCUGAGGCUGUUUAUGGUAUUUUUUUAUACAGACAUGACCAGUGCCACGUAUUCGGGUGAACCAGACCAGAUCAAGUCGUUUGACACGAUUGACUUUUAUGAGCUCAUCCAGCUGACCGAAUUGCUUACCCAACGAGGACAGAUCCAGAUUGACACAAAGGCGCGCUGCAAGGAAACCUACGCGGUGCAUUUUUUAGAGCUGGCCAAGAUUGGGAAAAAGAUUCAAAAUCUUGCUGCGCAGUACCACCAGUACCAGGGACACCAACAGAAAGACUAUCAUAGUAACAGCAGCGGGAAAUUGCCGCCCGCUUGGGCCAAUCGUGUCAGGACAUUAGAGAUUUCUUUAGCAACCUGGUUUAGUCGCCUGCCUGCUCAUUAUCGCCAAAGCUCAACAUAUACGCCGACCAAUACAAGUGGAUAUGUGAAAGGCCAGGAGAUGGAUGUUUCUGCACUCGAUCAGCAUGCUCGAUUGCUGCUUCAGCUUGGGUACCAAAACCAAUGGCUUUUGCUCCACAAGAUCUUCUUGUCACCCAAAACCGGGGUCGCGUUUAAUAGCCCCAUGCCAUUUUCUUCACUUCAUUAUUCUCAAACCUCUUAUGGUAUAAUGGAUCAGAAUGUAUCGGCAGCUACGGCAGUGAACAUUGGUGUCAUGCCGGCCUCGCCAGCUUCGGCGACUUCUCCGCCACCUUCUACACCACCGUCACACCAACAAUAUAAUCAGCAUCAACAUCAGCAUCAACAUCAGCAUCAACAUCAGCAUCAGCAUCAAUAUCAAUAUCAAUUCCAAUAUCAGCAACAACCCCAGCAAGAGCAGUUUUCAGAUACAUCUUUUACACAAUGCGUUGAACGAUCACACAAGAUUUGUACCGAUGCUGCCAACCGGAUUGUCGGAUUGUCGGAACUGAUUUCAGAAAAGUUUGGGUGGUGCGUGUGCCAGCAAUUUAUCAACUGUAUUUAUCAGGCAUCGACCGUGUUUUGUCGAAAUAGCCUGGGACCAGACGAAUACCAUCGAUUCCCUGCUCAGGUGAUGCUAAAACGUAUCCUGAGUAUCUUGACAUCCAGACAGGUGAAUUACAACGGACUCCCGAACGAUAUCGCCACAUGUCUUAAUGAGUUUCUGUCUGAGCAUGGGAUGGCUACGACGAAUAAUGAACCCCACACACCUCAAGAAGAGGUCCAGGAGUUUGAUACAACCACGACCACAAUAACGACAACGACGACGACAGCCGAGAGUUAUUUUAUGGGUGUUGAUUUUGAUGAUUCGCUUUUUAAUUCACCUUUGAUGUAUCAGACUUGUAAAGACCAGCAAACACAAACACAAGCACAGUCUUUUAUGACUAGUAGUAGCAGUGAAGUUACUUGA